Molecule: messenger RNA, 2833 nt
Organism: Panicum hallii
Lineage: Eukaryota; Viridiplantae; Streptophyta; Magnoliopsida; Poales; Poaceae
Product: putative receptor-like protein kinase At4g00960
Exons: 9
Coding region: 667-2691 (674 amino acids)
Biological process (GO): protein phosphorylation
Molecular function (GO): ATP binding; protein kinase activity
Source: RefSeq, a predicted model, not a curated record
AAGCUUACGAGUCACGACGGAGCUAGACGGUUGGCUGAGAGGGACCCGCCGGAAGGGCGACGACGUCGGAGUGGUUGGUGGUAUUGAAGCCGUUAUUAUUGCAGAGGUUGUCCAUGAAGCGGACGGUCACGCGUCGGCAGCUAACGGUGGGCCUCAAGAUACAAGUGGGUUUAGGCUGACCCGUUACAACGCUUCAAGCCAAAACACCAUAAAUUCAGAGCUACAUUUGAAACACCAGGGAUCCAGAAUUGUGUCUGAUGUGGCUGUCAUGCUUAGCCUUCCAGAACUACAUUAGGCAGUGGGUUAUUGGGUUGACCUAAAAAAUCUUCCCAUUGCUUCCAUAUAUCUUUACACGGUUUGGGAUCCAAAUAUGUAUUUUACACAACGCUACAAGUUUAAAAGUUUAAGAAAACCUAAGCUCAAAAUCCGACGGCACCCCGCCACCGCCCCACGGCCCGCCUACCACCGCUGCUGACGGCGCUGCCAACGGUGCCACGUACGGCCACCCACCGCGCUCCCGUCAGCCUCUCCCGCCGACCUCACCGGCGUCCGAGCUGCCCACCAACGCCCGCUGCCUGAAGAUGCAUGAUCUCCUUCAUAUGGUACACAAGGCAUGCAUAUGAUUCGUGUGAGCAUAUUUAAGGAUUAGGUUUAAGAACACGGCUGAUGUGGCACAAUUGCUUUUGUAAUCCAACAAAACGUGACAGCGACCACACCAUGGACGCCAUGGUAUCCUUCAUCCUCAUGAACCUGCUGUGCAACAGCGACAACUCCUACGCCCUCAACUCCACCUACCACUCCAACGUCGUCGCGCUCCUCGGUUCCCUGUCCGCGGACGCGUCCAACUCCACGGUCGGCUUCGCCACCGGCGCGGCCGGCCGCGGCCCGGACCAGGUGUGGGGCCUCGCGCUCUGCCGCGGCGACGUCAACGGCACCAGCUGCGCGUCCUGCCUCGCCCUCGCCCCGGGCGUCGCGUUCGGCAACUGCAGCGGCGUCAGGGACGUCUCCGUCUACUACGACCGCUGCCUCCUCCGGUUCUCGGACGAGGACUUCCUGGCCAGCCCGGACGACCCCGCCGCGCCGGUGCAGUACGGCCUCAACCUGGAGGUCAACAUCACCGGCGACCCCGGCCGGUUCGUCGGGCUCGCGGCCGACCUCGUCGGCGCGCUGUCCGGCUGGGCGGCGCACAACUCCACGUCCAGGUACGCCGCCGGGGUGAUGACCUCCGCCCAGGGGUUCACGACGACGGACUUCGCCGUGGUGCGCAACAUCUACGGGCUGGUGCAGUGCACGCCGGACCACGCACCGGAGUCGUGCCUGGGGUGCCUCGGCAGGCUCAGGGACGAGAUGCCGGCCGUGUUCAACGGCACCUCCGGCGCGCAGUUCAACCUGGUCUGGUGCAACCUUAGGUACGAGGUGUUCCCCUUCUACGACAGCAACCCGGUGGUGAAGCUCGUCGCGCCGCCGCCGCCGCCGCCGGCUCCGGCGGGUGCGUCUGGCCGGAACGACGCGAACAGGACAAGGGGAGCGGGAAAUGCAUCGUCAGCAGCUGCCGUCGUCCUCGGUGUCGUCCUAGCUGGCGUCCUUGUGUCCACGUUUAUCGUCUUCCUCCGGAGGAAAGCUCAAGUAAAGCAAUAUGCCGAAGAAGACGAAGAUUCCGGGUCACUUCUCUUUGACCUGACAACGUUGAGAAGGGCAACGGCAAAUUUCGCCGAAGAGAAUAAGCUUGGGCAUGGAGGUUUUGGUGCAGUGUACAAAGGGUUCUUGCCCGACGGGCGGCAGAUCGCCGUGAAGAGACUGGACAAAGCCUCGUCGCAAGGCCUGAAGCAGCUGAAGAACGAGCUGCUGCUGGUCGCCAAGCUUCGGCACAACAACCUCGCGAAGCUUUACGGCGUCUGCUUGAAGGAACAAGAGAAGCUGCUUGUCUACGAGUACCUGCCCAAUCGAAGCCUGGACACCUUCCUCUUCGGAUGGGAGGCAAGGUACCGCAUAAUCUACGGAACAGCACGAGGCCUGCUGUACCUUCACGAGGACUCGCAGGUCAAGGUCGUGCACCGUGAUCUCAAGGCCAGCAACAUCCUGCUGGACGCCGACAUGAACCCAAAGAUCUCCGAUUUCGGGCUGGCAAGGCUCUUCAGCGGCGACAAGACGACUACGGUCACGAGCCAAGUCGUCGGGACACUAGGGUACAUGGCACCGGAGUACGCAGUCAUGGGGCACCUUUCGGUCAAGCUAGAUGUGUACAGCUUUGGAGUCCUGGUCCUGGAGAUCAUCACCGGGAGGAGAAACACCGAUGCCUGCUUUGAAUCAGAGGUAGACGACGGAGGAUCAAGCACGAUGCUGAGCCACGUAUGGGAUCGCUGGUCGAAGGGAACGGCGCUGGAGACCAUGGAUCCGUCGCUGGACUCCCAAGCACCGGAGAGCGAGGUGCUCAAGUGCAUCCACCUCGGGCUCCUCUGCGUGCAGGAGAACCCGGCGGACCGGCCGGCCAUGCUGGACGUCCUCGUCAUGCUCCACGGCCAAACCUCGAGUUUUGCCGCGCCGUCGAAGCCGGCGUUCGCCUUUGGGCACGGCGAGACGUUGAGCUCCGGCGAAAGGCCUAAUGUGUCUGGAGGUCCAGGCAACCAAAGAGCACCUGCUGCUGAUUUCUCUGUGAACGAAAUGUCUGUAUCAGAGUUCCAGCCUAGAUAGACAGGUAAAAAAGACGGACAAGACCCUGGGGGGAAUUGUUCUUGUCGAUGUUUGGAAGCUUUCAUGCAAUGGUCUUGUUACUUUCCAUUUUACAAACCUCAGCAUUCAUUCAUUAAGAAAAACGAAUGUUCUUUUUUUCGAA